Molecule: messenger RNA, 5740 nt
Organism: Coturnix japonica (Japanese quail)
Lineage: Eukaryota; Metazoa; Chordata; Aves; Galliformes; Phasianidae
Source: RefSeq, a predicted model, not a curated record
AUAGCUGAUUCAGGGGUUUGUUCUCCUCUUUUAUUUAGCAGAAACCGUAUUUUUACAGCUGCAAUCCCUUAAAAUGGGAUUUUUUUCCCCCCCUUAAACAGAUCCCUGUAAAAUAAUGCUUCAUAAAGAGCAGCGUUCCUCUGCUAAACCCUGCAGACAGACAGCAGCACGGCUCCUGUCGGACCCAUCCGACACCUGCAGCCUCAUUCCCUUUGCUCAAUUGCUUUCCUUCUGUUUGUGUUGAUGCAUUUAUUUCUCCCCUCUUUGCUCCCAAUUUUCUUCUUUUUUUUCCUCACUGCUGUUUCAGCAAAAACCAUCCAGGAAAUUCCGAUGAAAUCCCAGCACACAGCAGCCCUGCCCCGGCGGGGAGAAGCAAAGAAGGGCUUAAUGCUCAUUAAUUACCACCACGGCUCAAUUAUUGCGAGGAGGAGGGAAACAAGCACAUCACGUGUCAUUAAGCUUCCAAAAAUAAGCAGCAUUUGCAAAUCAACCUGUUUGCACCGAGCUGAAAACGUCGCUGGGGGGGAGAGGUGUCUGCACACAGCGUGUUUAUAUCCAAUAAGGGAUAUUCAGGCUGGGGAUGCUGCUCACACAUGGGGCUUUCCCGGCACCAAAGGGUGUAUAAAGCAAUGGGGAAUUUCACUUUGGGGGGUCCCACUCUAUUUGGGGCCCUUCCUUUGGGGGUUGGCAUCACGGUGCUGCUGGGUUCCUCACUGCUGCUCUGUCCACAGGAGCAUUGUGGAGCAGGAUGCUGCCGGACGCUGCGGUGCUGCUGCUGCUGCUGCUGCUGGUUGGACUUCGAGUGGCUGCAGCUGGAGGAGCAGCCGGAUACGCGCAGGUCAAGUACAUGCAGCCCAUGGUGAAGGGGCCCCUGGGACCCCCGUUUCGGGAAGGCAAAGGGCAGUACCUUGAUAUGCCGCCGCUGCUGCCCAUGGACCUCAAAGGGGAGCCAGGACCACCAGGGAAGCCCGGCCCACGUGGCCCCCCCGGGCCCCCCGGAUACCCAGGAAAGCCGGGCACAGGGAAGCCGGGCAUGCAUGGUCAGCCAGGGCCUGCGGGGCCCCCUGGCUUCUCUGGCAUUGGGAAACCUGGCAUCCCAGGACUGCCUGGCAAGGCGGGUAUGAAGGGGAUGCCCGGAGCCAAGGGUGAACCUGGCAUGCGGGGAGAGCAAGGGCCCAGAGGUCUGCCCGGCCCCCCAGGGCUGCCAGGGCCCGCUGGCAUCUCAGUCAAUGGGAAACCAGGACCCCAAGGUGGCCCAGGGCUGCCGGGGUUUCGGGGUGAGCCUGGCCCCAAAGGAGAGCCGGGACCCCGUGGGGAGAGGGGGAUGAAGGGUGAGAAUGGAGUGGGGAAACCAGGGCUGCCAGGGCCAAGGGGCAAUGGUGGCCCUCCUGGCCCUGCAGGGCCGCCAGGACCUGUUGGUGUUGGCAAACCUGGCCUUGAUGGGCUGCCUGGAGCACCAGGGGAGAAGGGUGACAUGGGCCCCCCUGGGGGGCCGGGGGUCAGUGGGGAGCCUGGCCCUGCAGGGCCACGGGGGCCGCCCGGCAUCGAUGGGAUCGGUGUCCCAGGUGCAGCAGGGGUGCCAGGGAUACAGGGCCCCAUGGGGCCAAAGGGGGAACCGGGCAUCCGUGGCCCCCCUGGUUUGCCAGGCGCCACAGGCUAUGGGAAGCCAGGCAUGCCCGGCCUCAAAGGAGACCGCGGGCAGCCCGGGGUGCCGGGAGCCAUUGGUGAUAAAGGGGAACCUGGAGUUGAUGGUGAGCCAGGUGAGCAGGGCCCUGCUGGUGUCAUCGGGCCACCGGGCCCACCGGGGUCCAUGGGGCUGCCAGGCAAACACGGGCUGCCAGGCCCCAAGGGUGACGCGGGGCCCAGUGGGCCACCGGGAAUGCCAGGGAUGCGAGGUGACCAGGGCCCAAAUGGCUUUGCAGGGAAACCAGGAGUGCCAGGAGAGAGGGGCCUGCCCGGCUCACAGGGCCCCCCCGGCCCAGCAGGCCCCAAAGGAGAACCAGGGUUCAUCGGCCUCCCUGGGGUGCCAGGAUUGACGGGUGGUCCCGGGCCCAAAGGGGAUGGUGGGAUCCCGGGGCAGCCGGGGCUGAGGGGUCCCUCCGGCAUCCCCGGCUUGCAGGGACCUGCAGGGCCCAUGGGGCCUCAGGGGCUGCCAGGGCUCAAAGGGGAGCCGGGGCUCCCCGGGGUUCCUGGUGAGGGGAAGAUGGGUGAGCCUGGCAUGGCCGGCCCCAUCGGCCCACCAGGAAUGCCGGGAACACCGGGGCUCAACGGGCCGCCCGGCCCCCCAGGGCCACCUGGACCACCAGGAGCACCGGGGGUGUUUGACGAGUCGGGCAUCGCGGGGCUGCAUCUGCCCGAUGGCGGCGUGGAGGGGGCUGUGCUGGGCAAUGGCAAACCAGGCAAACCGCAGUACGGCCGAGGGGAGCUCUCUGCCCGCAUUGCACCCGCCUUCACCGCCAUCCUCACCUCCCCCUUCCCGGCGUCCGGCAUGCCCGUCAAGUUCGACCGGACUUUGUACAACGGGCACAACGGCUACAACCCGGUCACAGGGAUAUUCACCUGCCCCGUCUCCGGCAUCUACUACUUUGCCUACCACGUUCACUGUAAAGGCGCGAGUGUCUGGGUGGCUUUUUUCAAGAACAACGAGCCCGCCACCUACACCUACGACGAGUACAAAAAGGGGUACCUGGACCAGGCGUCGGGCAGUGCCGUGCUUGAACUGAAGGAGAACGACCAGGUCUGGGUGCAGAUGCCCUCUGAUCAGGCCAACGGGCUGUACUCCACGGAAUACAUCCACUCCUCCUUCUCUGGGUUCCUGCUUUGCCCCACAUAACGGCUGUUGGGCGCAUUUCCUUUUCACCCACUUUAGCCAUAAACUGUCAUGUUUUUUUGUGUCUUUUUUUUUUUUAUAUAUAUAUAUAAAAAAAACUUUUAAAAUUAAUACAGAAUCACUGGGAAGAACGCGAGCCGUUGUUGCGGGACGUUGCUUCACGCUGUUCGAUCCAUGAGUCAAAAGGGUCAUCGGAAAAGGAGACGUUUUUCUUUCUUUCUUUCUUUUUAGGGGCAGGAGGAAGGGAGGGCGGGAGGUAACUUUCUCAGUAAGGUGUAUCUGGAACAGCUUUUCCCCCAGUGACUGCACAUCAAGCACAGGAACUCGCUUGGGAUGGCAAGGAUCUAUUAUGAGGUACAUUGCUCUGUGAUCCACAGAGGGCAGCACAGCGGAUUGGACCCCUCCAGUCUACAAUGAGUGCCCUCGUUUCCCAUUCUGAGUACAGUCAGAUAAACACAGCCGAUGUGGUGGAUGCUGUUUGCUGACCAGCACGGGGUCCCAAGCACUUACCACAAACACAUACAGCAACAGAGAUCCUUGCUGGGUUGAGGAUUUCCCUCCCGAACCAUCCAGUGUCCAAGUUUCAGUCUCCCUGAUGCCUGUUUCUUCAAGCUGCUUUGAAGCAGUGUCUGAUUCACUCCGGAUCCAGUGUGGUUGGAUUUACAAUCAGAGAACAUGGAACACUUCAUGCAUAAGCACCUUCUUAGAAUAAGUAAAUAUUAUUUUUUAGCCCUUCCCCAGCACGUUUAGGAACGAAACCAUCCAGGCAUCGGUCUCUGGGAGGACGACAGCCUGUUGCAGGGACUCUGGGACCCCUGUGCUAACAGCGGUCCUCUCUUGCAUUAACCCAGCAAGCCCGAGGGCUGCUCCUAUCCCACACAGAAUCACAGAAUUAUCAAGGUUGGAUACGUUUCUUUGCAGCCCAAAGACUUGGCCUCACAGCACGUCACCCCAUGCCAACACAGUGGCACUGCGGUGUGCCAGCAGAUGGAGUUUGGCUUUCCCCGCAGGAGCUGCCCACACAGCCUGCUUGCACUGCCCCACUCCUUCACCACACGUCAGCUUUCACAUCAGCAUUCCCUAUCUUCUCUUUCUUUCAACCAAGGAGCAGCCAUCGCUCUGACAUUCCGUUCCGUCAUCGUACAACGGUGCUAUGAUCUACUUAACAAUGUUACAUACAAGUGUAGUGCAAUAUGGUUCUGUGAGAGCACGCCAUUCCAGGUGCAUUCCUCUGUUAAAACAUUCCCAUUUGUUGUUGCCGCUUUGUUCUCUUAAUGCUUGAAGAUGCCAUUGGACCAAACAGGAGCUGCGAGGUUCUGGGGAAGGAAUGUGGGAUGCUGACCACGUGGCUGCUCUGUCCUUGCCAACGGGAGGAAUGGAACUCUGUUGCUUUGCAGAUUUUCUCAUGGUGGAGCAGCAAUCAACACCUGCACAUAGAGGAAAGCAGAUCUCAUCCCAGGUGAGCUGUGUGCUACUGGAGGUGAUCUGCUGCGUGCCCCUCUGCAAGGGAACAUCCCCGAGGAAACAAGGAUGAUUUGGUCACCAGCUGAGCAGCUGACAGCCUUACAUUUUCCUAAAGCCUUCUCUAUGGCCAAAGAAACAAAACGCAGCAAGAACGAGACUUGGGGCUGCUCUCCGGACAGACUGUACGAGAUAUUUAAACAACUUUGGUUUGGGUUUGGUUGGUUGUGUUUUCUUUUCCUCAUGGAAACAUCCCCAGCCCUGCGCAUAAGAAACACGAAGGAGGUGUGAAGCUGAAGGGGCAGCAGUUGGGGCUGACGUCCCUCUGUGCAGAGCUGCAAGUCGUGGCGUGAUGAAACUUUCUCAAGUUGAAACGCAGCCCCAGAGCUUUCUGAUGCCACUGGAUGCUGUGAGUCCUGACAGCAGGGAGGUGCCAGGCCCAUUGGGUACUGCUUAUUUCCCAGCAGGAACAGGAGCCAAAAGAAUCCCCAGAUGUCAAAGUGGAAGCUCGAAUGCUUUCCUCAAGCCCAGGCUGGGAGGAGGGCUGAAGGACUGAGCCUGCGUCCCUGUGCCUCCUCCAUCAAAGUGAUCCCUGGGGAUGCAGCACAGACUGGAGCUGGUGAGGUGGGAUCCCAGCACACUGGGCCCGGCUCAGCCAGCAGCCCCGUGGCACACAGUGUGACGUGCACACUACCUGCAGGAGGUCAGCAGCUUCCACGUGCUCCCAGGUGGAAGCUCAGUCCUCUUCUUCAACAAAGCGACUUAUUUAUACUGUGUUCUAACCUACGUUCAGCCUUUCUGCUCUGUUCUGGUUUGCUGCAAACGUCAUGUUCUAUCUGGCAAAAAGCAAUGGCAGAAAUACUCACUAUAACCAAACCAGGAACCCGUUGAGCGCUGUAGAUAUUGUUUUGCAAUCUCACUUUCCCUUCACAUCAACCGUCACCAACCCUCCACAGCUGCAUCACCUGUUACACGUAGAAACAGAAAGGCAGAGAUGUGACACACACACAUACAUGGGCUCCAAGGACGAUGCAGAGGAUGAGGAGCUGCUCACCAACCCCAGCACGGGCAGGAAGAUAUUUUGGAGUACUGAGUGUGUGAUAUCCACCAGCAGGGAGGGUUACUGCAUGGUGUGUCACACUCAAGAACCAGGUUGGGUUGGAUGAAGUAUGUCUAUUUUUAAUGAUGAAAACUGCAUUACAAUGUGCGUUUUUAUAUACAAAUCUUUACUAUUUUUUUUUGUUUUUUUGUUUUUAAAUUUGCCUCUAGUAUCUCCAUUUCUAACCUAGCAUUUAGAGGUUUUUAGUUUUGUAAAUACUUAUUACAUGCACUGUCAUAGUCAAAGUUGGUCUAAAAUGCACUCUUUUGGUGAUCAGAAACUGGCCUUCGGAACUAAAACUGCAGUACUUGAUUGUAUUGACAAACCAUCAAUAAAACUUAUUGUACAAA